AGCAAUAAUAUUACACAAAAUAGUUCAGGGUGAGUGUCGCAGGCUUUACCCUAUCUGUGGAUUGGAUUAAGAUCGAUACCAAAGAGACCAUCGAGAGUAACAUGAUCGCCAGGGUUCUUCACGGCACCAGCGCCCUGCUAAUCGCUAUCAGUCUGUUUGGCUCUGGAUCGCUUGGUGCAAUAUUGCGAAACUGCCAACCAGAAGAUGGAAAAAUACAUGUCCAUGGCGAUACUGUAUACGUCCAGCCAGCAAAUGAUACUUUUACUACUCGAAAUGUCGGGGCUGAGGGAAAACUCUACAAAAAGCCGUUCAUCUUCACAUCACCAUGCGAUGUAUCCUUCAAGGCUAUUUCUCUUCUGUACUUCGGAGCAUGCUCUGUAUCAGUGAGUUAUGGAAGUGAUAACAGAGUUCUUGAAAUACUUCAAUUUCCAGAUCCACCGACAGACACCUGGCAUCGUAGAAACGUGAGCCUGACAAACACUGCUUCCCAAUCGCUUCACGGGUUCAUGAAAAGAAAUAACACCAGAAGGUUCCUGAUCACGAUUUCCAAAGGGAGAUCUAAUUGUCAAUUAGUCGGAGUCGAUCACAAUAAAGGAAGAGGACUGGUCAUCAUUGGACAGGUUAUUCCAACGUCCAUUUCAGCAAGACCUGUCACCAAUACUGCUAUAGCCACAAACCAAGCCUCUACCCAUUCCACACAGAAGACGGUUUCCUCUACAGUACCAACUUCAAUAAUGACCACUCCCUCAGUGGAUUCAAGCAGGACCGAGGGCAUAGCUCCUUCUACAGCGGAGGCCAUCUUACUGGUGGAGUCAACUAGCGGAACGGGCACCUCUAUUCCUCGGACCAAGCUAUCUGCUUCAACAACAAGGAACAUUGAACAACUUGACAGUGACUCGGUUGGAUUUAAUUUAGUUACCAGCAUUGUUAUUCCCUUGGUUUUACUGGCCGUUCUGCUAGGCGUUUUUAUUCUGAUGUUAUUGGUUAGGUCAGGAACCUUUCUCUCCAAGAGCAGUCAUCCGUGGAUUAUUGCUGUUCGUAGAUCAACCAGCCCCAAAAAUAUGCCAGACCCGAUAAAUCAGUUUUACCAGAAUCGCGAUGGUACUAACAGCGUUGACCAGAGUCCUACGGCAGAACUGACAGAUCCCGGCCUGUAUUCGGCUGUUGGACCUGGGUACCGCAAUCCAAACAAACGACCCCAGACACCUCCUGGCAUACCUGCUGCUCGUUAUGACAUUGUUACAGAGAAUGAGUCGUACACGUUCGCGACCUGUAAUGGUGCUGCUCCGACGAGUUAUGUGAAUACGGAAACGAAGCAGAAAGAUGCUGGUGAGCCAUACGCUAGUGUGCAGUCAAUGUUUGACCAACCAACACAGGAAGUCCAGUCAAAUCCGGCAAACAACGAAACACAAGCAGCUAGAUGUGAAAAAUGCUCAGCUCCAACAGUAAGCUACGCAGUUCCUCACAAGCGGAAUUCGACAGAUGUUUGCAGACACUACGAGAAGGCAGAGGAGUGCACGGCUUCUAAGCGUGAUGAAGCACCCAGCACAGCAAAUUCAAUCGAACACAUAUGUCGUGCUACGGAUGUAACAUCACUUAGCGUCUUAUCGAAGUCCGCAAAAUCAGCCGUACAUAACCAGGAUAAGUCUAUCAAUCCAGAUGAUGUGGAGCGCAAACAACGCCGUGGUCUGAGUGACGCAACAACAGUAGUAUGCCGCGAUAACACCACCACCACUACCAGCACCUACCCGCCGUCAUCUCGCUUAUCCCUUCUAGCCACAAACACGUCGACACCGGCCCGGUCAGACAGCCAAAGGUGUGUGUCUCCAUCUCCAGUCCCAAAGCCUCUGCCAUAUCGGGUAUUCAAAGUAUUGAAGGACAGCCAGGGCGAUUACAUGAACCCGCAGGACACAGUCUCCAGUCAAGGGGCUGACCAGGCUGAUACAGACACCGAUCCUAACAUCUAUGCAGAACCAGCCAUCUCCCUGAGCGAUGAUGGAUUGUACAACGCAUCCACCAUUGGCAAAAGAGAUGACGUGGGUGGUAUCAGCAGUGUGCCGGUCGAUCUUCCUGAUCUUUCUGCAAUAUAUGCUGUGCCACAGAAAAACUGUGAAACGUGAAGUAUGUUCGUCUAAUCGUUUUUAAUUCAGUUUCAGAUCACAUUCGCUUGCUUCUCACCAUUUAUUCUCAUUUCCUGGCCAGGAUUGAAAUGAUUGUCGUCCGUGCCGACGACUUCCAAAAUCAAUCACUUGUUGCCACGCUUUGUUUCUAAUUCGAAUUUCGGAAUUACAUCAAGUGAAAUUAUUCACAGAAUCUGCACGAACAUAUCCCUUCCAACCCUAUAACGUUCUAUCGGACUAUCCCUAUCAUCACCGUACCACCCGAUUCUAUCUAUUUUGCAUGUAACGCAGGUGAUAUUUUCUAAUCGAUUACUAAAUAAUCGAUUAAUAAAUUUUACUAUCACAACCCCCCGCUCUGUCUACUCGGACAAUACUGCUAGCCUGUCAGUCGUUUUAAACAAUUAUAAUAACUUCUGAAUGAAGUUGAAGACUUUGUGUUGCCUUAAAUGUUACAAUUCAUACUUGUAUACUUUCAGUGCUGUUGUUGCACCUUCUAGGGUGUGCAGGUGUUAUUAACCCUGACUUUGGUUUUCUGUCACCUGUGUUGCAAUGUCCUUUAGACUUUUGUUCAGCAACUAUUCCUGAAGAGUGUUGCACGACAACUUGUUAGAAUCAUAAAUAUUGUCUUCACUACAUUUCUUCGAUUGUUAUAUUUCUUUUCAGUUCCAUCG
Molecule: messenger RNA, 2791 nt
Organism: Sycon ciliatum
Lineage: Eukaryota; Metazoa; Porifera; Calcarea; Leucosolenida; Sycettidae
Product: mucin-5AC-like
Exons: 3
Coding region: 102-2120 (672 amino acids)
Source: RefSeq, a predicted model, not a curated record